AUGGAGGACAACCAAAACUCUGCUCCCGGCAGCGUCCAGGCUGCUAAGCUCAAUGCCUCGCGCAAGGGCCCCGACUCACAGAGCGUCACCAAGCGCUUGCAGACUGAGCUGAUGCAGCUCAUGACUUCGCCAGCGCCUGGCGUGUCCGCCUUCCCCUCGGCCGACGGCAACCUGCUCUCGUGGACGGCCACCAUCGAGGGCCCCGACGCUACACCAUACGCCGACCUCACCAUGAAGCUCAGCUUUGCCUUUCCCUCCAACUACCCCUACGCCCCUCCCACGGUGCUCUUCAAGACGCCCAUCUACCACCCCAACGUCGACUUUUCUGGCCGCAUCUGCCUCGACAUUCUCAAGGACAAGUGGACGGCCGCAUACAACAUCCAGACUGUCCUUCUCAGCCUGCAAAGUCUCUUGGGCGAGCCGAACAACUCCUCCCCGCUGAACGGCGAGGCGGCCGAGCUCUGGGACAGCGACGCUGAAGAGUUUAAGCGCAAGGUUCUGGCCAGACAUCGUGACGUCGAAGACGAGUAG
Akanthomyces muscarius is the source of this 531-nucleotide messenger RNA. RefSeq lists its product as uncharacterized. Bases 1 to 531 code for a protein of 176 amino acids. The record is from RefSeq and is a predicted model, not a curated record. Lineage: Eukaryota; Fungi; Ascomycota; Sordariomycetes; Hypocreales; Cordycipitaceae. The transcript is spliced from 3 exons.